This is a messenger RNA of Pelagomonas calceolata, 1069 nucleotides long. NCBI's taxonomy places the organism in Eukaryota, Pelagophyceae, Pelagomonadales, Pelagomonadaceae. The record is from the annotation of a GenBank genome assembly.
CCUCGCGCGCAGCGCGAGGCAGAGCGGGCUGCGUCUCACCGCCGCCUAGCGCUCGAAGGGCAGCACCGCCAUCAUCGUCGGAGGAGCGGCAGCGUAAGCCAUGGGCAAGAAGAAGGGCAAGGCCGACGCGGCGCCCACCGGGAAACCAGUGCCCACCUUCUACGUCUCGCCCCACUACGCCGACGACGACAAGGCCGUCGUGAAGCUGCCCAAGGCCCUGUGCACGUGCUGGCGCAACAUCUGCGAGAAGAAGCUCGAGACGUGCGAGGUCUGCUGCUACUCGCCGCGCAACGCGUCGCGGCACUACCAGGUUCUGAACGCGCCGUCGCCGGAGCGCGUCGACCUGAGUCCAAGGUUGGAGCGGGUCAAGCUCGAGACGGCCGCGGCGGGCGGCCAGGCGCGGAGCCAGGUGUUUGGAGAUAGAUUAGAGAGCGACGCCGGCGUCGUGGCGCCCAAGGGGUCAAGAUUAGCGGAUUUACGCGAGGAGCAGCUCGGCGAGCUGUUGUGUAGGUACACGGACGCUGUGGAACGAGAUAAAUUAUUAGGCGUCGAGCGGCCGGACAUCUUGAUAAGGCGCGCUGCAUUAUUAUCGGCGGCGGGCGAGCACGAGCGCGCGAAGAGCGACGCGCAGGAGGCCGUGCGGCUCGUGCCGACGAUGGCCGUGGCCCACUUUCGGGUCGGCGUGGCCGAGUUCGAGCUCGAGAACUACGAGGCCGCCGUGCGGGCCUUCGCCGAGGGCCUCAAGGCGUCGCCCGGGUCCUGCGAUCUCAGGAGAGCGCGGGACGCGGCGCUCGUGGCGCUGCGCGCGCGGCCGGGCCGGCUCGAGGCGCUCCACGCGGCCCAGAGACGUCGCGAGCGCGAGGCCAACGAGAUGGUGAUGCUGAAGAUCAACAAGCUGACGGCCGCGAAGGCCGCCGCGCGCCGCAUCAAGGAGAAGUCUCAAGGCAGCCGGCCGGGUUCGCGGGCAUCGUCUCGGCAAUCUUCGAGGUGACAUAAAUUCAAACACACUAAGUAUAGUAGUCGCUACGCGAUGCGGCAGCUAGCGCCAGUGAGACACUAGCACGCAGCG